Molecule: messenger RNA, 1344 nt
Organism: Mesorhabditis spiculigera
Lineage: Eukaryota; Metazoa; Nematoda; Chromadorea; Rhabditida; Rhabditidae
Source: the annotation of a GenBank genome assembly
AUGCGGUCCUUGCCUCUAAUCACCCUCCUCGCCGCAGCUUUUGCCCAGCAAUACUCAGCUCCAGGGGGCCAAGACAGCCAGGGGCAGUACGUCGGAUAUUCGCAGACGAAAACCGCCACCUACACGAAUGGACAGCCAUCCGCAUCUUCGAACACCUAUCAGUAUAAUGCCGCCUCUGGCGCAAACACGAACGCCGGGAUGUCACCUCAAUACGACCAAAGCUCACAAUACAACCAGCAAACCUCUCAGCAACAGUACGGCAGCCAACAACAGAACGGAAACAUGCAAAACCAACAAUACGGCAACUCCCAGAAUCAGCAGUACGGCGCCACGCAAAAUCAGCAGUAUGACAGCUCCCAAAAUCAAUACGGAACUAACAAUCAAAACCAGCAGUACGACGCGCAGCAAAGCACGCAGAACCCCCAGUACGAUCCGUACGGAAACAAUCAAAACUCACAGUACGGCACGCAGCAGCCGAUGUAUGAUGCGUACGGCAAUCAGCAGUCGUCGGGACAGGGAUCGCAGUACGAUCAAAGCGGAUAUGGAGCCUCAUCCACAAUGUCUCCAUAUGGCUCAACACAGGGUUAUGGCGGACAGCAAUAUAACUCGCAAAACGGCCAAAAUUAUCAGCAAAGCAGCACCUCUGGGUAUGGCCAAUACGAUCAAUACGGAGCAUCCACCACGAGCAGCUAUCGGCAGAUGAAUGGUGCUGGAAUUUACCAGACCCAACAGAACCAGAAUCAGAAUCAAUACGGGAAUCAGCCACAAUACGACGCAAGCAACAAUGGCCAGUCAUCAUCACCGAACAUGUAUCGAUCAACGUCCGUCAAUUCUGGCUCGUCAUCCGCUUCGAUCCAACAAUACACCUUCAACAAUGGGCGUUGCCGUUAUGAGAACGGACAGGUCAUCGAAGACGGCCAGUCAAGGCAGCUAACCGCCAGUGAGCAGCAGCAGUUGACACAAUUCCAGCAGCAACUCAACGGCUACUCGAAAUCGAUGAGCUCGCAGAUGGGCGGUUGGCUGCAAACGCUGUUGAACUGGGACCCAAAUACCGGUGCCUUCCCGCAGCUUUCACAGUUCCCGACUGUACCACAGCCACCCUGCUUCUGCUCGACAACGGCAUGUGGCAGUUCUACUAGCACCCAGAACGGACAGAAUCAACUGAACGACGGGACAAGCCAAUACAACCAAGGCCAACAGCAGUAUAACAAUCAAAACCAAUACGGCUCGACUGGGCAAAAUACGCAAUAUUCAGCGGGAAACAACCAGCAGCAAUACCAAUCCGGCAGCCAGACUGGCAAUAAUCAACAAUACGGCAACCAACAACAAUACUCACAGCAGGGU